AUGGAUCAUACUAAACUUUUACGCCAGCUUGACAUCCGGCCAACUGCCGAUGAAGCUCGAGAUGCCUACAACCAAGAAUGGACAGACUCAACUCGACCCACGCUUCUCCCCGUCUGCGCCUCUGCUCCCGCCGACCUUCUGACUCCCUCUGCUAUUUACCUGAAGCUUUCAUCAGGAGCAACUGCCGAAUACUCGUUUCUCCUCGAGAGUGCAACUGGUAGCACAGAAACCGUUGGACGAUAUAGUUUUAUUGGCGCCAACCCUCGAAAAGUGUUGGCUACUGGCGAUGGCUACGAGCACUCUGGUGACCCUCUCAAGAUCCUUGCCGCCGAGCUCGCUCAGGAUAGAGUUCUCGACAUCCCUUCGCUAAGGCUCCCGGCACUAACCGGUGGUGCUGUUGGCUACGUUUCAUACGACUGUAUCAAGUACUUCGAGCCAAAGACGGAUCGACCUCUCAAGGAUAACCUCAAGAUCCCUGAAGCUUUGUUCAUGCUAUUUGAUACUGUUAUCGCUCUCGACCACUUCCGUUCGACAUUGACUAUUGUCACACACAUGAGAUUGCCAAAGAACCCUACAGACGAUAUACAACCUGCCUACGACGAGGCCUGCAAGACCCUCCGAAAGACCCUCGAUAUUGUGUACCAGCCCGAAACACCUCUACCUCCCCAAACUCUUGGUACUCAAUCCGACUCAGAGCAAGAGUACUCUUCAAAUGUUGGUCGUAAGGGUUACGAGACAUUUGUAACAGAGCUGAAGAAGUAUAUUGUUAAGGGUGACAUCAUCCAGGCUGUACCUUCGCAACGGUUCAAGCGAAGCACCAAGCUUCACCCUUUCAACAUCUACAGAACUCUCCGAACACUCAACCCCUCACCCUAUGUCUUCUUCCUUUCUUGCGCCGAUUUUCACAUCGUUGGUGCUUCACCAGAGUGCCUCAUGAAGACUGACGGAUAUGCACCCCUGCCCUCUGACUCACGGAUUGCUCACUCACCAGCUGAGGCCCGAUCGAGACCUCGUAUUGUCAAUCACGCAAUCGCUGGUACAAUCCACCGUGGAAAGAAUGCCGCAGAGGACGAAAGAUUGGCGGCUGAACUUCUGGCUUCCAAGAAGGAUCGCGCCGAACAUGUCAUGUUGGUGGAUCUUGCUCGAAACGAUGUCAACCGAGUCUGUCAUCCCAUGACGGUCAAGGUUGACCAACUUAUGAAGAUUGAUCGUUUCUCUCAUGUGCAGCACAUCACCUCAGAGGUUUCUGGCGUGUUACGCCCGACAUGCACUCGUUGGGAUGCUCUGCGAUCCAUCUUCCCCGCAGGAACGGUCUCUGGAGCUCCCAAGAUUCGUGCUAUGGAGUUGAUCUACGACCUGGAGAAGGAGAAGCGGGGUAUCUACGCUGGAGCUGCAGGAUGGUUCGGGUACGACAUUGUCCGCGUGGACGACAGCAGCGAGUAUGAUGACAAGAUUUACGUUGAUGAGGGACCCAUGGAUACAUGCAUUGCCAUUCGUACCAUGCUUGUCAAGGAUGGCGUGGCAUAUAUGCAGGCCGGCGGCGGCAUUGUCUAUGACAGUGACCCUACAGAUGAGUGGAUGGAGACGAUGAACAAGCUGUCCGCCAAUCUCCGCUGUGUGGAGCUGUCGGAGAGAUACUUUGGUGAUGGAGUCAGCACCAAGACAGUAGAGGAGAUCAUCGCUAUCGAGAGGAGGAAGGGAGAGGAGGAGGUCAAGGCUGCCGAGCAGUGA
Molecule: messenger RNA, 1731 nt
Organism: Fusarium sp. VM40
Lineage: Eukaryota; Fungi; Ascomycota; Sordariomycetes; Hypocreales; Nectriaceae
Source: the annotation of a GenBank genome assembly